Messenger RNA from Syzygium oleosum, 1874 nucleotides. RefSeq lists its product as uncharacterized. The transcript has 4 exons. Bases 19 to 1623 code for a protein of 534 amino acids. Lineage: Eukaryota; Viridiplantae; Streptophyta; Magnoliopsida; Myrtales; Myrtaceae. The record is from RefSeq and is a predicted model, not a curated record.
AGAGAGAGAGAGAGAGAGAUGCAGCGAUGCCGAGGGCGAUCUGGAAGGAAGGCGUUGAAGGAACUACCCAACAACAACUGCACCAAUGGCUGCGCCGCCGCCGCCGGCGAUUGCGCGAAGAGCGCCGGAGCGAAGCGCGGAUCCAAAUCAUCGGCGGACCAGAGUGAGAAACCGCUCCCUCCGUCCGCCGCGCCCAUGGGAAUCGACAAUCGCAGCAUCGAGGACGAAGUGCGAGAAGAAGGCGACGGCGGCGACGACGACUCGCUCGACCGGUUGCUGCUUGUCCAGUCCGAUAUCUCCGGCGUCGUGCAUCAGAUCGAUGAACUUGUAGCCCAAGCAUUCAAACUCAAAGAAAUGAGCAAGCACGGAAAAAAAGAAGUCGAGUCUUUGGCACUCUUCCUGUCUGAAAUGCUGUCUUCAUUGAAGCCAUGGCCUUCCAGAUUGCAGAAGGCUUUCUCCAGUCCUCCCAUUGAGCUUACGAAUGUGGUCGAACCGUCUCCUGCAGUCUUAGCUUCUCCUGUCCAAGACGAUGAAAGCAUUGUGAUUCAAAGUCCAGAGCAAGACAAAAUGGAUUCGCUGAUUUCUCCUUCUCCCCUUGUAUCCUGGCGCGCUAAUUGUACAGUUGAAAGAGGUCGGCAAGUGUUCAUGCUCACACCUUUGCCAAUAUCAAGAGCAUUGUCAUCCAAAUGCCAGGAAUCAUCUAGAUCUCUACUGGAGAAGAUAACUUCGGCCGCUGCUCCACCACCUUCCCUCACUCUAACUCAAGAAAUUAAAGACGACUCGCUGAUAGAUGUGGCUAUAUAUCCAACGCCAAAUAAACCCUUUGAUACUCUUGUGAGGAGGAAGGACAACACUGAAGAGCUGGGUUUUGCUUCUCCAAUGGUGCUGUCAAAGAGGGACUGCUCCUUGCUCAUGAUGACGCCUUGCUUUAAAGGGUCACCACCAAAGUCCUGUUCAUUGCUCGAACCCAUCUCUGAAUCUUCUCACUGGGGAAAUGUGAAUGUCCGUAAGUCUACUCCGUUUCCUGUGGGAGUCAAUAAGUACAGUGAGUCAGAAUUGUCGGAAUCCUCCGGAGAUGGAGCUUCAGAUGGUCUGGCCACAAGGUAUCCAGAGCUUCUGGGGAUACGACAGGCUAUUAAACUGGGAAUUGGGAAGGAGAAAAAGGCGUCUUCGCCAGAUUGGUUUAUGUCUCCCCCCAAGUCUUGUAUUUUGAUGGAGCCCCUCGAUGAGAAACAGCUGACUAUUGCAACCACUAAUAGCCAGUUCACAAAAAGCAUACCUGUUCUGGCCCAGCAAGCUGACUCUCCCUUAUCACAAGGAAAUGCUGUUCUAGAAAGCCAUCGAGCAAUUGAGAAAUCUAGAAAGCAAGAACCAGUUGGCGGUACCAUGGCACUCAUUGAAAAUACUCCAGUUUGGAAGGAACCGGAGAGUAUCCGGAUGGGCAAAAGACCAGGCGAAAACACGCUUAAGAGAGAACUGUGGACGAAGUUUGAAGCGGCAUCUGCAUAUGGUUUCCGGGUCAACAGCUCGGCACUGUUAGAGACAGAAGGGAUAGGAUUUCUUGAUAGAUUAGAUGAGGUUUCCCUUGAUGGAGGAAGUCCAGCUCCGCAGGCCUUCAGCUGACAUAAAGUAUCCCUGGAAAUUUUGACUUGUAAAUUGGGUAUCUGUAUUCUAUUGCUUUGAUGGCCUUACCGGGAGAUUUUAUGCCUCCACAGCAUCAAACCCCGAGGUGAGAAAACACAAGAGAGGAAGAGAAUAGCCAUGUAUCUGCUGUCUCAGAUUUUGCUCGUGCUGUAUCUUGCAGGUUUCUUUGUCAACAUAUGGGACGCGUAACUUGUUUUCUGUUUCAUGUACAAUUUUCGAUAGUUUGAUCA